AUGAAGCUCCAAGAGCAGAAGAACAAAAUAAAAGCAAUAGAAACAUCAGCAACUAAACUUGAACAAGAACUGAGGUCUCGGGAAGCAGCUUUUGAUAGAGUGCAGGGGUCUGUAAACAAACAACUAGAAGACAUGCUACUCAAAGAAUACCCUGAAGAAUAUGUCCAAAAUAAUGCAAGAAAUUGGCUGAAAAUUCAACAGGACAUUGCGUUUGUGAAGAAAUCAUUAAAGGGCAGUGGACCGCCUCGACGAGAAAUUGUGAAAUCUCUCCUUGAGAGAAAAAAAAAGUCCGCUGAGAACGACAAACGCCUUGGACUUAAAAGUCUUCAGAACGUGACGCAGCCGCGAACAGCUCAACUGCUGAAAAUUGCUCGCAAACCAGAGUCCGGCUGGAAAGCUACGGUGUAACUUUCCCUGAUGGGCGAAACUUUACUAGCUCAACCAGUUUCUGCUUGUCGCCAAGUACAGCAGAGGAAGAGGAAGAACAGCUUUGCAUGGCUAAA
Molecule: messenger RNA, 503 nt
Organism: Porites lobata
Lineage: Eukaryota; Metazoa; Cnidaria; Anthozoa; Scleractinia; Poritidae
Source: the annotation of a GenBank genome assembly